AUGAAGUUUGCCUACUCCACUACCCUCCUAGCCCUCGCCUCGACUGUUGCCGGUUCUCCCGUGGCAGAGGCAAGCCCUGAAGCCGAAGCUGACCCUACUCACGGCAAGCUCAUCUCCCUGUGGAGCUCCAUCUUGUGGAAGUAUCAGACGCCUGCCCACACGAUCCCCAAGUGGCCACCUGCACCACCGUCCAAGUAUUGCCCAUCUGGUUACCCCAGGCCUAUUGUGCCAUGGAACCAUCUCAAGUUCAAGUAUCCCGGUCUAUGCAAGCCCAGGCACAUCCCAGUCUACAAGCCGGGUUGCAAAAAGACCACCAAGCCACCUACUCCUCCCAAGUGGCCUCAUCCUCCUACCCAGCCCCAGCCUCCGACGUCAACUACCCCUGGCACAACCAUGACGACUGGCACCACGCCCACGUCUGUGCCAACCACCGGACCUCCAUACUUCUACAUCAACUGCCCUGAUCUCCCUGCUGGCUCCAUCUUUGAUGGCCAGCUCCAGUGCAACUCGCCCUACCCAGCCAUUGACGCUGCCGCCAACCCAUCGAAAGGGCCUGCCGCUACCAACACCAAGUUCUACCUCACGAAUGGAGCCCUCUUUGACCAAUUUGACCGAGCUUGUGAGAUUUCUGCUGGUAACCAGUUGCAGUGCAACGCAGUGGCAGACAAGUCGACCGCCAUGCAGGGAUUCUCCAUCAACACAUCCAAUCAACUCGAAUUCAAUGCUGAGAACACUUGGUACGGUUGCAACAUUGGUUCACAGGAUUCGUUUGGACAAAUCAUCUUUACUGGUACGCACCUUGACUUUGACGGUAACCAGAAGGAUACCUCGAAUGACAACUGCGAUGCAUACCGCUUGACGAUCCAGUACGUCUAG
Messenger RNA from Protomyces lactucae-debilis, 876 nucleotides. RefSeq lists its product as uncharacterized. The record is from RefSeq and is a predicted model, not a curated record. The coding region runs from base 1 to 876 and encodes 291 amino acids. Lineage: Eukaryota; Fungi; Ascomycota; Taphrinomycetes; Taphrinales; Protomycetaceae. The transcript has a single exon.